AUGCCUUUAUCAGUGUUUUUCUUUGGUUCAAUACUAGGUGUCUCUGCGAGUCAGUGGUACGUAUCUAGACUCAAUGGAACUAUUGAAGACGGUUGUGGCCUAGUAAAGUCUCGCCCUUGUAAAUAUAUCUACCAAGCAACUACGCUUGCGCACGAAGGCGACGUCAUCAACAUCGACGGGUCGGGAACGUCACGUGAUCCAUACCCCUGCGAUGUCGACACAAGAAUGCACAUACAGCACAUAGCCGGUAUUUCGAUUGCCAGCUACACAACUCAAGCUUUUCUUGCUUGUAGAAACAAAAGCUUGCAAUUAUCUUGCGAUUUCAGAAACAGCUCUUCUGGCGGUAUCUUUUUGGAGGGAAUCACUUUCGUAAAUACCUCCCUGAAUCUUGUCGAUUGUUCUCUUAAGAUGUCAGGGGUCAUGUUUGUUAAUAGUUCUAAUGACACUUUUUCUCUUAAUUUUUCACGUGGUUUCACUGGAACUAUUAGUAUUUCUGGGUGCACGUUCUACAACAUCAGUGGCAGUGGUAUCAAGAUUCGCGGUGAUUCGGUGAACUUGAACAUAACAGAUACGUUCUUCACUGAAAAUAAGCUCCGUAAGAACAGCUUAGAGAGCGCGCUCCUGAGUAUUUCACCGCAAAGCUUGUCCGCUCAAAUUCAAGUUAACUUAAAGAAUAUCAAUGUCUUAAGAAACAACUGUUCUGGAAAAGUAUGUAUGGAAAUUCGAUCGGGAAGAAAUGGGCUUAUAAUAAUGCAGAUGAAGUUCGGGAGUAUUGACAAUAACUGUGCAAGAGAAAGUGUGAUUGACAUCAGAGGCACUUCUGUCAUAAGCUUAACGAAGAUUCACUUCAGGCAAAACAUUGGCAGGGCUAUCAACAUUCGUGAUGGAAACUCGGUUCAACUUGAAAUUACUAGGAGUACGUUUUUCGAAAAUAAAAUGGCAAAGUCAAUGGAGGAUAGAGAUGGAGGAGCCCUAAGUGUUAAAGGAUUUAGACAAGAAGCUCUCGUUUUCAUGUCGAGGACACUUUUUCGCUCCAAUGCUGGGAUUAACGGUGGCGCAUGCGCAUUCACUGAGUUAACUUUACUAAAGCUGGACAUCAAAAGAUGUCAUUUUAUUCAAAACGAAGGCUCUGGUACAUCUGCUGCAUCUGGCGGCGCGUUGGCUGUUGGAACAAUGGAUUCCCAUCUAAACAAUGCCACUAUCAAUAUUCACGAUUCAAAUUUCACUGGAAAUAAAAUUUACAGUGUGGAUCACUCACCUAGCCUUAGCGGGGGUGGAGCCAUGGCACUUUAUGUGAAUUACAUGAAAGAUCUCAUACUGAUAAACACUAGAUUCAUCGAAAAUGCUGCCGAACACAAAGUUGCUGGAGCUUUAUACGUUAUGGUGUCGGGAACACUUUAUCAAGACAUUUUAUUCCUUAACUGUGAAUUCAUUAGGAAUUCAGGCGCUGUAGAGACAGGGACCUUGCAUUUAGUUUUGUUAACGUCACCCCAAGCGCGUGUGGCAAUACAAAACACCAAGUUUAUUAAAAACAAAGCCAGUUUUCUCGCCCAAAACGACAUUUUGGUACAGUUCCGAGGGUUCUUGAAGAUCGAUUCUUGUACCAUUCAACAUAACUUUGGGGGAGGCCUAUUCUUUCAACAUGCGGGUGACGUAUCCUUGGAAAAUACUUUGAUAAGCGACAAUGACAACUUUAUGAUAAGUCUCAACGCAGGAAUUAAGAGGAACGCAAGUUUUAAGCUAACCAACGUCUCGAUCCUAAGAAACAACUGCAGACGGAAAAGUAAUAUUUUCCACGUGUCUAUGAAUCAAUCGCCAUAUUCCUUGCGUUUUCAAGGGAGUGCCUUCGAGGACAAUUUCUGCCAGUCAGGGGUGGUAGAGAUUUCUGGCAUGUCUGACCAUUGCCUGGAUACCAGUGUGAUCAGUUUAGGUGCAAUAGUAGCCAUGAACAACACCCUGUUUCGUGGAAAUUCUGGUGUCGCAAAAAGCGCGCUAUCAAUAGUUAACGCUGAUGUAGUCCGAAUUGAAAACUGUUCUUUUAAAAACAACUUUGGAGGCGCCUACGGAUCUCAUUUGUCAGUUCAGCUACGUUCGACCAGAUUAACAAUUUUCAAAACGAAGUUUUACCAGUCGGAAAAGUCUAACAUCUUUAACACAACAGAAGAGCAGCCAUAUAAUGGCUUCUUAAAGGUUACAAGUUUUGGAAACGUAAGUGUUACCGAGAGCUCGUUUAUUUCUGAUCCCCUCAGUUAUGACGGAGAAGGUCUAAUCUUUGUUGAGGGUGCAAACAACGUUUCUAUCGACCAUUCCGUGAAAAUUAAAUCCCCGGUAGGAAGCAAGCUGAUAUUCCAUAACUUUCCACAUUGGGAAACCAUUAACAAGAAGACCACGUGGGUAACAUGGUUCUCUAUUCUAACUAAGCCCUGCUCUAUAAGCACGUACAGUAUAAAAAGGGGCUCAAGUAGAGGUCUAAAAAUGGGGCACAACGUAAAGUGCCUACCAUGUCCCAAUGGAGGCAACUGUACCAAGGAAGUGGCGGCAAGGCCAAAUUUCUGGGGGUACCCCAUGGGUGACACGGUACAUUUUCAGUUGUGCCCACAUGGGUACUGCUGCCCAGCUGUCAAUCAAAAUUGCCCUUACUACAAUGAAAGCUAUCAGAAGUCUGGUUGUCAAGGUAACCGGACAGGGAUUCUCUGUGGCAGUUGUAAGGAGAAUUUCAGCGAGGCGUUAUUCCACACUAACUGUGCUCGGGACGAGGAAUGCACUCAUCUCUGGUACCUGAUCGUAUUUUUCAUUUGCGCAAUGUUAUUCGCGUUUUACCUUAUCCGUAAACCUCCAGUUUUUCAAAAGAUAAUGAAAAUGUUGACAUGGUUCAUCUCAAGUAACAGCCGAAAAGAUUACCACGACGUCAAAAAAUCGGAAAAUGGACAGAAAGCAAUAGCUACGUCAUCGUUUUCUUCCCACGGUUACCUGAAAAUUCUCUUUUAUUUUUAUCAAGUUGCAGGACUGUUGACUGUUCCAUCAUAUGGUGCAGGAGAAUUAUUAACAGAUAAGAUUGUAUUUCCAAUAACAAGCAUUUUCGACUUUAAACUAUAUCCUCAUAGCGACUGGAAUAUUUGCCCUUUUGCAGGUCUCACGCCGCUGACCAAAACGCUGACUCAAGUGUUUGUCGUCAUGGCAAUUUUCUUGGCAAUACUGUUUAUUUACCUUCUGCACAGCGGGCUUAACAAACUGCGCAAGCGUACUCCAGUGUUUCCCUUAAAAGGUCCAUACCUGGGAGCGAUCCUUGAGAGCGUGUUGCUAGGGUACUCAGCAGUGACAAGGACCACAAUGAGGCUACUGUACUGUGUAGAAAUACAGCACGUGCAUCGAUGGUACUACAACGCGGAAAUCACGUGCUAUCAAUGGUGGCAAAAGAGCACUAUAGCAGUCAUUAUUCUGUUUUUAUUUCCCUUUAUAUUCAUGCUUUAUGACGGCUCCUUGCGCCUACAUCGGCGACAAAUUUCAGCGAAGAAGUUUCUACUGGCUUGCGUUUUUCCUCUUCCAUACCUGCUUUAUGCCGGUGUUGUAUACCUAAAGAAAGCGUUAAAGUGGCCGCUUUUCUCCCAAGAACUGAAAUCAAAGUCGUCUAUUGUUGAUCGUGAAACAUCUCUCCAAUGUUCUUUAGAGGCCUCUAUCCUUGAAGUUCUAAGCGCACCAUUUUCCAAGCAAAACCAAGACGACCAAACACCAGGCAAGAUCUACUGGGAAAGCAUCCUGAUUGGCAGGCGAUUUAUCUUAAUCCUGAUUGGUUGGUUCAUGACUCAAACCUUCCUACGGUCUGUGUGCCUUGCCAUCACGUGUCUUAUCUUCCUUUUACACCACCUCCACACAAAGCCCUUUGCAAAGUACUUGGCCCACCUAGCCGAGACGGUUUCCUUGGCAACAUUGGUAGUCAUAGCAAUAUUAAAUGUCGGAGUAGCAUCGUAUUACUCCGCAGGAACUGAGUAUCAAGGUCUUCAAAAACAACAUGUAUACCGCUGUGUUUGGGCCGAAGCGAUUCUACUGGGCGUCAUUCCAUUAACGCUUAUCAUUUUCCUUGCCUUGUUACUGAUGUCGCAGUUCGUUCGGUUGAUGAUGGGUUUAAUAAAACUGAUU
Messenger RNA from Porites lobata, 4137 nucleotides. The record is from the annotation of a GenBank genome assembly. Lineage: Eukaryota; Metazoa; Cnidaria; Anthozoa; Scleractinia; Poritidae.